Messenger RNA from Rhagoletis zephyria (snowberry fruit fly), 2469 nucleotides. RefSeq names its product beta-Tubulin at 85D (gene betaTub85D). Gene Ontology annotation, cellular component: microtubule. Gene Ontology annotation, molecular function: structural constituent of cytoskeleton; GTPase activity; GTP binding. NCBI's taxonomy places the organism in Eukaryota, Metazoa, Arthropoda, Insecta, Diptera, Tephritidae. Gene Ontology annotation, biological process: microtubule-based process. The record is from RefSeq and is a predicted model, not a curated record.
GAUUUUUAGUUAGUCACGGCUUUCCAUACUAGACCAACCAUAUGUAUGUAUAAUGAAAGAAAUAAGAAAUAUAAUACAUUGAAAUUUGAGGAAUGUAAGAUAGCAAAUAACGAAUUUGGAAUUACUUAUGUAGAGAUUAGUUGGAGCAAGAUCUCAAGCAAAGCAAUGAUUACUUUGAGUCCGAAACACUCUCAUUCUCGUGCAUGUACCGUAGUCGCAGUAACAUUGCUCCGAGAAUUCAUUCAGAAAAUCGUAUAUUUCAGAUUUUUUCACAUUAAACAUAUUUCGAAAAGAUUUCAGUCAGGCGAAGGCGUAUUAAAUAAUUCGAUUCUUAAAUUGCAAAAAUACUCUUAUUUUGAUUUCGCCAAUGUGUUCUGCAUGUCCACAAUAACAGCGACGAGAAGUACGCCUUGAUCUGGUGUUAAAUUGCCAAACGGUCAGUUAUUAAAAGUCGCAAGGGUUUGGUUGAGGCCGUCGGGAUUUUCUCGAAAAAAAAUCUUUGGAACUAUCGUUUUCAAACCAAACGGACUUACAUAUUUUCAACAAGAGCCUCUGUAUUUACUAGAGCUCAAGAAAACAUUAAGGCUUAACAUAAGCAGCAGCGACAGCGACGUUUUUACACCCACUCCAUCCUAAAAAGCAAGUAAUUUAAGGGCCGUGUAUAGUUGGAGUUAGCGGCGCCAAUAAAUAUGCGGGAAAUUGUACAUAUUCAGGCCGGGCAAUGUGGUAAUCAGAUUGGAGGAAAGUUUUGGGAAGUGAUAUCUGAUGAACACUGCAUCGAUGCCACUGGUACCUAUUAUGGCGAUAGCGACUUGCAGCUGGAACGCAUUAACGUCUACUAUAAUGAGGCGACAGGUGCCAAAUAUGUACCUCGAGCCAUUCUUGUCGACUUGGAACCGGGCACCAUGGAUUCGGUACGCUCUGGCGCCUUCGGGCAAAUCUUCCGACCAGAUAACUUUGUGUUCGGCCAAUCUGGCGCGGGCAACAACUGGGCCAAAGGCCAUUACACAGAAGGCGCUGAGUUAGUCGAUUCAGUUCUCGAUGUGGUAAGGAAAGAGUCUGAAGGAUGUGAUUGCCUACAGGGAUUUCAAUUAACGCAUUCUCUUGGUGGUGGUACCGGUUCCGGUAUGGGCACAUUGUUGAUUUCGAAAAUUCGGGAGGAGUAUCCCGACCGUAUUAUGAACACAUUUUCAGUUGUACCUUCACCUAAAGUGUCUGAUACUGUAGUGGAACCCUAUAAUGCCACACUCAGUGUGCACCAGCUGGUGGAAAAUACCGAUGAAACAUAUUGCAUCGACAACGAAGCUCUUUAUGACAUCUGCUUUCGCACACUCAAACUAACCACACCAACAUAUGGCGAUCUUAAUCAUUUGGUUUCGGCCACAAUGUCUGGUGUUACUACUUGCCUUCGCUUUCCUGGCCAGCUUAACGCAGAUCUUCGAAAGUUGGCUGUGAAUAUGGUGCCAUUUCCACGUUUGCACUUCUUCAUGCCUGGUUUUGCACCAUUAACAUCUCGUGGAUCUCAGCAGUAUCGUGCACUUACCGUGCCAGAGCUAACGCAACAAAUGUUCGACGCUAAGAAUAUGAUGGCUGCUUGUGACCCCCGUCAUGGUCGUUACUUAACUGUGGCAGCUAUCUUUAGGGGUCGUAUGUCUAUGAAGGAGGUUGACGAGCAAAUGUUGAAUAUCCAAAACAAAAAUAGCAGCUUUUUCGUGGAAUGGAUUCCAAAUAAUUGCAAAACCGCGGUGUGUGACAUUCCUCCCCGUGGUCUAAAGAUGUCGGCCACAUUCAUUGGUAACUCAACAGCCAUCCAGGAAUUAUUUAAAAGAGUUUCCGAACAAUUCACGGCAAUGUUUAGACGCAAAGCUUUCUUGCAUUGGUACACCGGAGAGGGCAUGGACGAGAUGGAGUUCACCGAGGCCGAAAGCAACAUGAAUGAUUUAGUUUCCGAAUACCAACAGUAUCAAGAAGCGACCGCCGAUGAGGAAGGCGAAUUCGACGAGGAUGAAGAAGGAGGUGGUGAUGAAUAACAGCUGGAUCAUAUUGACUGACAUGCAGAGAGUUGGCCAUAGGUCGUGAGUGAGGAGUUUUGAUAAAUUUUAACGCUGCGUCUUGUGCGCUCUAUAAUAGCAUACAUAUGUAUGUGUGUAAAUUUGGAUUGUGAUAUUAGUUUUUACUUUGCUCCUCAACAAGGAAAUUGUGUUCAUGAUAUUCGAUUCUAGUGCGAUUUAUUUUCCCUGAAAUCUUUUUGAAUAAUCUGUUUAUAUAAACGACUAAAAUACAUAUGAUUUACAUUUGGAUUGAAUGUACCAAAUUAGAAAGAUUGUUUGCAUACAUACAUACAUUUGUGCUCUAAUAUUGAAUCCUAUAGAAAGUUCCAAGCGAGCAACAAACAUUUGGGUACAUUCCUCCAUAGUUGUAUUUGUAGACAUUCGAGGAUACCUACACUGAGGGGAAAAAAAUCAAAAU